GACCAACACUGCCAGUGUUAGCUGUUUUACACACAAAUCACCAUGGGUUUCGGAGGUUGUCUCUACCUAUUUUUAGCACUAACCGUCGUUCUGAUUGAACAGACAAAAGGUGAAGGUAGGUGUCCACAAGGAAAAGUAGAAUUGGAGGACGAACCUGGAUGCCAUCCUGACGUGCCUCAGAGUUGCCCAAGAGGGUACUCCUGUGACGCAUACCCCUUUAGUUCAGGAUCAGUUUGUUGCAAGAAAAAGGAAUCAGCCCAGAUGUUCAACCCGUGCAAGACAGGCCAGGCACCACUGCGAAACACGUGGGGAAACCUGCUCUACUGCGGCAGCCCGUGCCCGCGCGGAUCCCGCUGCACGCGCGUGAUGGAUGCUCCGGAGGUGUGCUGCGCCAAGGGCAAGGCAACGCCAAGCAACUUUAACCCAUGCACCAACGGAAAGGAGCCGCUGAGAAACACCUGGGGCAAUCUGCUGAGCUGCGACCAGUGCGUGCGCGGCUCAGAGUGCGUGCGUGUGCCCGAUGCGGCAGAGGUAUGCUGCGCGUAAGGCGCCGACUACACGCGCAACCGCCCGCCCGCGAUUUUUUUGGUGAGGUGGGAGUGGGAUGUGAGGUUUGCGAGUAGUGCUGGGCAUUCGAUUGAAGUCUUCAAGCACCUCCAGCCUGGGAUAGGUAGCCUGGGGUAGCUCUCGCGUAUAUAUAUAUGCACGUUCAUUAAGGUUGGUAUCAAUUGAGGGGGUUGUACUAAUGCCUACAGUAUUUAAAAAUUCAUAAAGUGGUAGCAUGUCGGUGUCUAUGUCGCUGCAUUGGCAAUUUGUAGAGGGGCCGAGGGCACAAUUCUUAUUGAUUUAAUAUUAAAUUGGCUGUGUUGACAUUAUUAUGAAAUAAAUCUAUCUCUGUCUGCAA
This is a messenger RNA of Priapulus caudatus, 904 nucleotides long. RefSeq lists its product as uncharacterized. The coding region runs from base 43 to 546 and encodes 167 amino acids. The record is from RefSeq and is a predicted model, not a curated record. The transcript has 3 exons. NCBI's taxonomy places the organism in Eukaryota, Metazoa, Priapulida, Priapulimorpha, Priapulimorphida, Priapulidae.